ACACGUUUCCAGCCUCUCUCCCUUUCACUGCCCGGGCUGUGUGUGCAAUUCCAUCCAAGGGGAAAGCAAGAUUAAAGGACGGAGUUCAAGAGCAGAGAAACUAAGAGCAACAAGUCCUGAGUGCAGAGCCCAGCAUUACAGACCAGGCAGGGUGGACUUCAGAACCAGAACAUUGAUCAGUCAGUCUGGAACUCAGAACCAGCACAUUGACCAGUCAGGGUGGACUUCAGAACCAGCACAUUGACCAGUCAGGGUGGACUUCAGAACCAGCACAUUGACCAGUCAGGGUGGUCCUCAGAACCAGCACAUUGACCAGUCAGUCUGGAAGUCAAAACCAGCACAUUGACCAGUGUGGACUUCCCAGCCAGCACAUUGACCUGCCAUUGUGAACUUCAGAACCAGCAAAUACACUGGACAGCAGAACCAGCACGAUACACUAUCUGCUCCGAAUUCAGAAUUAGAAUGUUGCAUACUGUUCUUUAAAACACAUUUGACUAAUUAAUAUUAGAUACAGGAUACAUUUUACAUCUUUAUUGUGCUGUACGAUCUCUUCUUCAGGAGUCUGAUAUCACCAGGUGAAUUAUCCUGCUGGAGUCUAUCAAUAAACAUUUGGAUCUGCGAGAAGAUAAAGGAUUGAUAACAAGGAAAGGAGAAUAAGAACACAGACGAGAUGUCGCCUAAAGAAGACAACAGGAGCGCGAUGAACACCUUUCAGAAGUAUGAUGGGGACAGAUCAAAAGAUAGAGCCAGCUGCUGGAGCAGGACCUUGCCUAGCAUGCUGGCCUUGGUGAUGUCCACCUUAUCUUUGGCAUCUUGUCUGUAUCUGAAUGUGAAGAGCAGCGAUUUACAGGGCAGGAUGUGGGCUGUAGAGCAUGCCAAGUCUGGAGAUCUUCCUUACCAUGUGCCAGGAUUAUCUGUGGACCAACUUAACUCUAUCGUCCAGGAGAAAGUGGAUCGUCUGCUGUCCCAGAGGUCAUACGAACACAUGGCAAAAAUCCGAAUCUCAAGAGAUGCGCCGGCAGAAUGCAACUGUCCAGCAGGACCUCCAGGACAACGAGGAAAAAGGGGUAGACGAGGUGAACCUGGACCCCCUGGACAGCCUGGACCUCAAAAUCUCCCUCUUCAGAUAAAUAUGAAGGAGCUGAGAAGCUCUGCAAAAGUCAUACAAACACCACCUGAACGAACAGAAACAAAAGAUGAUUGUGUUCUGGAACUCUUUGUGGCUGUAAGAACGCACUAUAUUCACAUGUCUCUGUUGAACAACGAUGGGGGUCCUCCUGGUCCAAAGGGUGAAAAGGGAGAUCAAGGUGAUCAGGGCCCUCGGAUGGUGUUUCCUAAGAUCAAUCAUGGCUUUCUCUCUGCUGAUCAGCAGCUCAUAAAACGCCGCCUGAUUAAGGGUGAUCAAGGACAAGCAGGACCACCUGGUCCACCAGGUCCUCCUGGCCCACCAGGGCCCAGAGGUCCUCCCGGCGAUACUGGUAAAGAUGGCCCAAGAGGACUAUCAGGGAUGCCAGGAGAGCCAGGAAAACCAGGCGAACAGGGCUUAAUGGGUCCAAUGGGGCCUCCUGGACCAAAGGGUUCCACUGGUGUACCUGGGGUUCCGGGGCUAGACGGACAAAAGGGAGAUCAAGGAGAAGUUGGAGCCCCUGGUUUAUAUGGUGACCCUGGCAUGAAGGGUGAACCUGGAGAACACGGAGAGAAGGGUGAUACUGGUGAAGGUGGCCCAAAAGGUGAACCAGGAAGCAAGGGUGAUCCAGGAUCUUCUGCUGCUGGGAUCAAGGGGGAGCCUGGAGAGUCAGGUCGACCAGGACAGAAGGGUGAACCAGGGCUACCUGGGCUUCCUGGACUACCUGGAAUAAAGGGAGAGCCUGGCUUUUUGGGACCUCAGGGAGAACCUGGUUUACCAGGAUUACCAGGAACUAAGGGGGAGCGAGGAGAAAUAGGACCCCCUGGAAGAGGUGAGAGAGGUGUUCCUGGAUCACCUGGUCAAAAGGGGGAACCAGGUGAAUCUGGAACCAGGGGCUCAAAAGGGUCAAAGGGAGAUUCUGGAAGCAAAGGAGAAGCUGGUCCCAUUGGUCCUCGAGGACCCCCAGGACAAAAGGGUGAUCAAGGGGCAACAGAGAUAAUCGAUUACAAUGGAAAUAUUCAAGAAGCUUUGCAGAGGAUUACCGCCAUUACUGUUACGGGACCACCUGGACCACCCGGCCUACCUGGCUUACCAGGAUCAAAGGGUGAGCUAGGCCCUGUUGGUCCUCCAGGAAUUGAUGGGGAGCAGGGUCCUAAAGGUUCAAAAGGAGAUCACGGUAAUGCUGGCAUGCCCGGAGAGAAAGGAGGGAUUGGACUUCCAGGUUUGCCUGGUGCAAAUGGGAUGAAAGGAGAAAAGGGAGACCAUGGGUCACCUGGACCACACGGAGCUUCUAUUAUAGGACCUCCAGGUCCAGCAGGGCCUCAUGGUCCUCCAGGCCCCAUGGGACCGCAUGGACCAUCUGGAUCAAAGGGUGAACCAGGGUUAAAUGGUCUUAAAGGAUUGAGGGGUGAGCCAGGUCAAAAGGGUGACAGAGGACCACUGGGUCUUCCAGGAGCAUCUGGCUUAGACGGAAAGCCAGGACCCAGGGGAACAGAUGGCCCAAUAGGUCCUCCUGGUCCAGCAGGUCCCAAAGGAGACAGAGGCGAGAAAGGAACCGUUGGUGAUCCAGGACCAAGAGGCCCUUAUGGUUUACCUGGCAAAGAUGGCGAGCCUGGGCUAGAUGGUUUCCCAGGUCCUCGAGGAGAGAAAGGUGACCCCGGAGAAAGGGGAGAAAAGGGGGAAAAGGGAAAGAAAGGCAAAAAAGGGCCUAAAGGGGAGAAAGGAGAACAGGGUGCCCCUGGAUUAGAUGCACCCUGUCCAUUGGGACCAGAUGGACUUCCGAUGCCUGGUUGUUGGCAAAAGUGAUGAAUCUAACCAUACAAGCAUGAAGUUGUAAAUACUUAUCCAAAUUUUGUAUUUAUGGUAGAGAACUGAAAAGAAUGAUUUGAACAGAAAUGUUUACACGUAACGUCUACUUGUUUAUGAAUAUAUCUUUCAUUCGCUUGCACAAGCAGUUAUCAACGCUGCUGCUGAAACCUGCAAAACUAUGGGAACAACCUUUCAUACCUUUAACACGACUGCUUUGUGUAAAGACUAUUAUGCCAAGCCCCCAAUUACACGGACUAGUUACAUUUACAACCAAAUACGGCUAUACCAAUACUGACUAUUUUUGGAGCCUACUCCACGCUAACUUCCAUUUGUGUGCCAAAUCUCAGAUUCGCUGGUUUGUGUCGUCAUAGCUGUUUGUACAGACUAAUGAUAUGCAUGACCUGUGUCUCGCCGCUUGCCGUGUGAUUUUAAAAUCACGUGUGAUAUGCUUGCUGUUGCUACUUACCCACCUUCUCCUUAUUAUGCUCCUUUUGUUCCUUCCAAGGGAGUGACACCAUGGCUUGUGGCCAAAAAGAGAUAGAACGGCAUUAACAGAGAAUCAACAAAUGCUGUUACAGUUUUGAGACAUAUGGCCAACGUUGUUGGUCUUUAGUCUCCUGCUUGAUAAGCCAUUCUGCAGAUGAGGCUUAUUGGUCUUGAUUGCCUUCAGCAUUUUUUUGGUGGUACACAAGGCCACCAGGAAGUGGAAGAUGGACAUGUUUUGAAUAUACAAUAUGUCAGAGAUACAGUAACGUUUGGAGGUGGCUAAUGAAAAAUACAAGCGAGCCGUGGUGUACUGUGGACAUGCAGAUGGUUCCAGCAUCCACUGAUGAACAUCUGAAACUAAUGUGCGGAGCAGUGGCUUCUUAUUUCUAAUUCUAAUUUUAAAGAAACUAUGGGUUCUCCAUGAAAAAAUACUCCUCACAGAAUAGGAAAAGCAAACGUAGGACAUUUCUUUUAUGUAUGUUUUAGCUAAUUCAGCCAACGACAAAAAAAAAGAAAAAAAAAAGCACCAGUUUCUGAUCGUACCCAGCACGGUCUUGGUAAACAUUGUACUUAUUCCUGUUAAUAUGUUAUUGUUCUAAGGUGUUUUGUAAUAGUCUUGAAGAACUGUGUAACAAUUGUUUGAAAGCCUAGCCGCAGUAAUCUAGCAGAAUGCCAAAGUGUUGUGUUCUUUUCUAUUGCGUAGCAAGUUGACGAGGUUGGUCAUGAAACCCUUUCCACCUUUUUAACAGGCCUUUCAACAAAAAAUAUCACAGCAUGCAACAGUCCACGCAAACGGGAAAACUUCCUCAUAGCUCUCAGCUUACAUGGUGCACCUGUGCUUUUUUCCUCAUUUAAUAUUCAUUUGAAAUCCUUGAGUACCGUGAGCUGUUAAACUUCACAGCUGCUGUUCUUGAAGUCCUCUUUGUGCAGGAAUACCAAAACACACUGUUCUAGCUGUUUGGUUAGUGUUUGAGGUCUUGUUGUUUUUCCUUUUCUUUAUAUUUACCUUUGUAUAAGCCAUUUAGGAGACUGAAAGGCCAUUCAAAAAAACCCGGGAGAAUGUUUUCUGGUUAUGAUGACACAUUUUUUCCUUAAAGCACCCAUUCCUUGAGUUGCCGCAGGUAUCACGCAUUACAGCGUUGGCGAUAUAGUCAUAGGUCCUUUUAAUAGCACGCUGGAUCUCCUGAUCGAUCUUGGUAGACAGCUUGGCUUCUGUUCACUUAAAAAGCACAGCUGGUUUCAAUAGAAAACAGAUGUGUAGCAAAACCUUAAGCCAGAGUCUAAAAUUCUAUAAAGGCUUCUCAAUAAAAUUGCAGCUAAUGUUGGAAUAAAAAAAACAUGCCAGACUCGGCCGCACCCGCUUCAUACUUCCCUCACGGUGUGUUUGUCUCCAGCCGGAGACGGCAUCUGUAUGAAGAGCGAAGAAAAACAAGGCACAUCUGGUUAGGAGAUUUCCUGUGGGCGGCCUAAAUCAUAUUAAACUUCAGACCAAACAGAUGUGCUUCAACUAGAAGUAUACAUAGAUAUAGAUAUAUACACGGGCAGAAAAAAGUGAAAUGUUUAAAAGUUUACAAAAAUAAGCUAGAAAAAAUCAUGCUGAAUAUUAAUUGUAAAUUUCCCAAUAUUUGUUCACACUUUGGCCAACGACAGCUGUCUAUUGAAAAAAGAAAAAAAAUAUAUAUAAUGGGCGGCCAUCCGUUUUUAUACAAAAA
This is a messenger RNA of Spea bombifrons (plains spadefoot toad), 5133 nucleotides long. It is a transcript of the gene COL25A1, whose product is annotated as collagen type XXV alpha 1 chain. The transcript has 41 exons. The record is from RefSeq and is a predicted model, not a curated record. Bases 671 to 2932 code for a protein of 753 amino acids. Lineage: Eukaryota; Metazoa; Chordata; Amphibia; Anura; Pelobatidae.